Plasmodium gaboni is the source of this 804-nucleotide messenger RNA. RefSeq names its product putative EMP1-like protein. The record is from RefSeq and is a predicted model, not a curated record. The annotation marks the transcript as partial. NCBI's taxonomy places the organism in Eukaryota, Apicomplexa, Aconoidasida, Haemosporida, Plasmodiidae. The transcript has a single exon.
AAAAAACCGAAACUUGGACCUACCAAUUUAUUUCGUGUCCUUGAUAUCCCACAAAACGAUUAUAACAUACCUGAUGAAACGUCCACCCAUAAAUAUGUUCCAUACAGUAAAUAUAAAGGCAAAACAUAUAUUUAUAUGGAAGGAGAAGAACCGGACGAUUAUAUUGGUAAUAUAUCUUCUUCUGACCUAACUUUAUCUUCUGAAAGUGAGUAUGAAGAAGUGGAUAUAAAUGAUAUAUAUAAAUCGCUUAGUCCUAAAUAUAAAACAUUAAUCGAAGUAAUACUAAAACCAAGUAUAAUAACAGAUGAUGAUACAUCUAUGUAUCAAAAAGAUGAUAAUAAUAAAUUCACAGAUAAUGAAUGGAAUGAAUUAAAACAGGAUUUUAUAUCAAACAUGUUACAAAAUGACAAUAUGGAUUUACCUAAUGAAAAUACCAUUGAUGAUAAUUUCUAUAUGGAUACACAACCUAAUAUUUUACCAAAUAAUAUGGAUGAAAAACCUUUUAUUACAUCCAUUCAAGAUAGAAAAUUACAUGGUGAUAGCGAAAUUAUAUAUAAUAUUGAUUGGAAUAUUCCAAAAAAUAUUACAACUAAUACUGCAACGCACAAUAGUUUAUAUAGUGGUAUAGAUUUAAUCAAUGAUUCUUUAAAUCGUGAUCAAGAUAUUGAUAUAUAUGAUGAGUUACUCAAAAGGAAAGAAAACGAAAUGUUUGGAACAAAACAUACAAAAACUUCAAGUAGAACAAAUAGUGUUGCAACAAAAAAACACAAUGAUUCGUUAAAAAGUCCAAAUAGAUUUAUGUAG